Morone saxatilis (striped sea-bass) is the source of this 4026-nucleotide messenger RNA. RefSeq names its product metal transporter CNNM1. The record is from RefSeq and is a predicted model, not a curated record. Gene Ontology annotation, molecular function: transmembrane transporter activity. Lineage: Eukaryota; Metazoa; Chordata; Actinopteri; Moronidae. Gene Ontology annotation, cellular component: plasma membrane. Gene Ontology annotation, biological process: transport; magnesium ion homeostasis. The transcript has 10 exons. Bases 46 to 2739 code for a protein of 897 amino acids.
CUGCUCCAUCCAUCCCAUCCGCAAGCCACGUGACCCAGUUCUCCCAUGUCCUUCAGUAGUUCAUUCAGCAUGAUGGCUGCGGAUGCUGCGGAUGCUCUCUGCUGCAUCUUGCAUCCGCGCCGGUUCUCUCUCCUCUUUCUUACCGUCACACUCUCCUCUCUGCCGGCCCCGACAGCAGCGCUGCUCGGCGUCCGGCCAGAAGACACCCAGAGCGGAGAGCUGUCCGUGCAGGAUGGGAUACUGAGGGCGACCGAGGGGACCCGCUUCAUGCUGAGGGUUUACUACUCCGCAUCUCCAGCUACGGAGCAUCCCAACAGCCUGAACAUCAGCGGCAGACCUGACGCCGCUCCGUGGAUCGCGUUUAUAGAAGAACCAGGUGAGGACAGCGGGGAGGCGGAGAGGCGGCUCCGGUCCACAGGGAAUCUGUGUGAAGAGGAAAAUGCCCGGAGCUCUGACAUCGAGCUGCUGGGCUCUUUCAGAUCCACCUCAAGUCAGAACUCAGUUUUGGUGGAGCUGCUGGCAAAAGACCUGCGCAGAGGCGAGGUGAUCAAAUACUACUCCAUGUGCGCGUUCGAUGGAGUAAAAUGGGAGCAUUUUAGCACCAAAGACUUCUGGUUGGCGGUGGUGGAGAGACCUCCAGAGGCAGAUGUUUGGCUCCAGGCGGGUGUCUCGGUGCUCUUGCUGGGGCUGUCCGCGCUCUGCAGCGGUCUGAACAUCAGCAUGCUGGCUCUGGACCCCGUGGAGCUGCGGGUCCUGCAGAACAGUGGCACAGAGAAGGAGCAGAAAUACGCACGGAAAAUAGAGUCAGUGCGUAAACAUGGAAACUACAUCCUUUGCACUGUGGUGCUGGGGAAUGUGCUUACAAAUACCUGCUUUGUGGUGUGGAUGUGCCAGAUUUUAGGCAUGACUGCUCUCUCAACUGCCUCGUGUACUUUGGGGAUAUUCUUUAUUGGCGAGAUUUUACCUCACUCCGUGGCGUCCAGGCACAGUUUAGCCAUCGCCUCAAAGACCCUCUGCGCGACCCGCCUGCUGAUGCUGGUGUUUUUCCCCAUCGCCUACCCAGUCUCCAAGAUUCUGGACAUAAUGCUGCACCAAGAGAUCAGCAACUUUUACACCAGGGAGAAGUUGGUGGCCAUGCUUCGCGUCACCGACCCGUACCACGACCUGGUCAAAGAGGAGCUCAACAUUAUCCAGGGAGCCCUGGAGCUGAGGACCAAGACCGUAGAAGACGUGCUGACCCCGCUGUCAGACUGCUACAUGCUGUCCUCGGACGCUGUGCUGGAUUUCUGCACCAUGUCUGACGUGAUGCAGAGCGGUUUCACCCGGAUCCCGGUCUACGAGAACGAGAGAUCCAACAUUGUGGACAUCCUGUUUGUCAAAGACUUGGCCUUCGUGGAUCCUGACGAUUGCACUCCUCUGAAAACAAUUACUCAGUUUUACAAGCAUCCCAUGCACUGCGUGUUCAAUGACACCAAGCUGGAUGUGAUGCUGGAAGAAUUUAAGAGAGGUAAGUCCCACCUGGCUGUGGUGCAGAGGGUGAACAGCGAAGGGGAGGGAGACCCCUUCUAUGAAGUGAUGGGCAUCGUCACCCUGGAGGACGUCAUAGAGGAGAUCAUCAAGUCUGAGAUUGUGGAUGAGACAGACCUGUAUACUGAUAAUCGGAACAAAAGGCGAGUAUCCAACCAUGAGAGGAAACAGCAGGAUUUCUCUAUCUUCAAACUGUCUGAAAAUGAGCUGAAGGUGAAGAUCUCACCCCAGCUGUUGCUCGCAACACACCGCUUCUUGGCUACAGAGGUGGAGCCUUUCAGGCCCUGUCACCUGUCGGAGAAGAUCUUGCUGCGUCUCAUCAAACAUCCCAGCAUUGUGCAGGAGCUCAAGUUCAACCCCAAGAACAAACACGCUCCUCAACACUACCUCUUCCAGAGAAACAAACCUGUCGACUACUUUGUCCUUAUUCUGCAGGGACGGGUGGAGGUAGAGAUCGGAAAGGAGGCUCUCCGCUUUGAAAAUGGAGCGUUUUCCUAUUAUGGCAUGCCAGCACUCAUCCCGCCACUGCCUAUUGGUCCGAGGUAUAGUUCCCGUAGUAGCGGUCUGAACCAAUCAGAUUUAUUACUGAGUGGAGGCAGUGUGGGUCAGCUCACUACAGGAGGAGGGGUCUACUUACCCGACUACUCAGUCCGACAGCUCACGGACCUGCAGAUUAUCAAGAUCACCAGGAACCACUACCAGAACGCCCUCACGGCCACUAGAAUGGACAGCUCCCCACAGACACCGGACCCAGUGGAUCCUGAUGCUAAAGGGAGGCCUCCGGUCCCAGAGGCCCGCUCACACAGCAUCGCCCUCCCCCUCACACACACACACACUCGACUGGGGCUGGCACGCCUUGCACAUCUCCAUCCCCACGGUGGCCUUCGCAACACCUCCCAGCUCAAUGAGAGAAACCGCAUCGUUCGCAGUAAAUCUGAUGGGCAGAGGAGUCCCAACGAUACUGUGUUCCUCCGUAUGGAUGAGAUUCCCUACAUCCAUGAGGACCGACCGGAAAAUCAUGGAGAGGAUGAUGUGCCUACAGAGUCUCAGCCAUCCACUUCUCCCUUCAUCAGCUCUCUGUCUCUGUCCAGCUCUGAUGAGAACAUUGGGAAGAAGCUAUUGCGUAAACUGAGUAACAAGAGGAGGAAAAAGUCUCGGGAUGGAGACAAAAGUUUGGAGGAAGGUUCAGAGCAGCUGCCAGUGACGAGCUAGCACAGUGACACAGAGGAAGAGGGGUGAAGCGCACACCUUCUUCUUCUUUAUCGUUCACUGGUUUUCCUAACUAAACACAACCAUCCCUUCACAUAAUCUCUCACAGGAGAUUGAGCCAUUUUAUCUGUUGUAGCCACCAGUAAUACUCAGGUCCCCACUGGCACAAUGUCCCACCUCUGCCUGACUUCACACCCUUAAAGUGGGACGGAUCUGUAGAAAAAAAAAAAAAACUCAUUGGACAAAUCUAAACAAUAUAGUAUUGGAUUUAUCUAGCCUUACACUGGACUGUAUUGAUCUCAGCAGGUUUUGUAGUAAACAGGGCAAAGCUUGUCCACCUUUUUAUAGUAGCUCUAUCCAUAAUGUUAACAUUGAAUCAUGUCAUUUGAGCCAUAAUGUGAACUGAAACAGCAGCAUAGCUUGUAAUUUAAUAACAGACUCUGCCUGCACUUAAUCUGGACUCUACACAAUCUCUCAACAAGGUCCUUAGAUAAUAUCUGAGCCAGCUUUGACCUUUUACUUGAUCAAACAACGAAUAGUAUUUAUUAUUUAUUUGUUAUUAUGAGGCAGUUCCCACAUACUGAAAAUGUUGUUUGCACAGGGAACUGUCCUAAUGUUGCCAUAAGGGUGUCGCCUACUGCCAAGACAACCUGACACACUAGCCCUUGGCUAAGAAGAAAAAGCCACCAGACAAGAGCACAACUUUUACACUAGAUUAAAAGAACACGUUUAUGAAAAGCCAUAAAUUAAUUCUCAGCUUGAAUGACUACUUAUUGUACACACUGACCUCUCAGCAAGUCUAGAGGGGUAUGCACGAUUUUGAAAAUACCCGUACUAGAAAAUAACACAAUUUCUUACCUGAUUUUUAUAUAGCAGUGUCUGAAUUACUAAAAGUGAUUUAAAGAUAGCAAUAUAAGUCAUCUUACAAACUGUAAAUGGCUUGAAUUUAUCACCACAAAACCCCACACCUGCAUACAUUCAGUAAACGCAUCAUUCCUACAUAAAUGCAUGUGUCUUUCAUACAGUCAGUUUGGUAUGUCUCUUUCCAUUAGAACAUCCCCUUUUCUCUGCAUAUGUAGCCGUAUGGACAGUUUUAGUGUUUCUCUCAAACAAACACUCACUUAUCCACCUUUUCUCUUGAUAUUACCACCUUUAAAAAAAUCAUCAAACCCAUGUUUGAUUGCAUUCCCUAGAAAACUUAGGAGCGAUCAACUUCAUACCAUUAGCUACCAUAUUAGCCACUUUUCUAUGUACAGUUCAUCUCUCACAAGGUCGGUCACUAAAGCUGCA